AACUUCCUCAUGAAGUUGUUUCUUCCUCACCAUUACCAUUACCAUUUCAUGAUCAUUCUUUAACUAUUCUUCCAUCUUCCACUCUCUUUCUUGGAUUUCAAGGCAACUCAGUUCAUAUUUCUUCCAUUAUCCAUUCUUUUUCAAGCGUUUAUUUACAUUAACACAGACACUUCAUUCAAUUAAACGUGUCCCGUUUCGGAAACAACUGCUGUUUUACCAUUUUUUUUCUUAUCAAAAUCACAAUCCUCAGCUACAUUUUUGUUGUUGGCAUUGAUCCAGUUAAUGAUGGGGACAAUUAAAUGGGAUGAUGAGUACUCAGUAAUUGGAGACAAGGCUGAAAUCGGGUUUCUUGAUUAUGAAGAUGAUCAAUCUGUCUGUAACUAUGAUCCCAAUAAAGAAGAUGGUUCCGUUAUUAUAUCCGCUCCAUUUCCUUUUCGAAAACGUAAGCCGCAAUCUAUUCUUGUAGGCCAAACUUCAAAAUGUUCAGUUACUAUACAGAACACCGUUACUGACUCUCUCGAGCUUUGGGGAGUUAGAAUAUUCUGCUCAAAUCCUGCAGAUUCAUUCACAUUGUCUUUAACAGAACCGAAUUCGACUGCGAAAAACGGGUUCUUGGAGUCAUAUUCUCUGGAGGACAGAGUUCUUCAGUCGCAUGAAACGCUAACCAUUUGGUUAUCUUGCAAACCAAGGGAACUAGGGUUGCACACUACGGUGCUGCAUUUUGAUGUGGGUGAUGACAGGAUUGAACGUGUGGUGUUUUUAUUGGCUGAGGACAAGGUUUCUCAGUCUCUGACACCUGACAGGCCGAGAGGUUCGAGAAGAAAACAGAGUGGCAAUGGCAUGGAUGAAUAUGCAGCUUCGUCGCGCGUCUCUCAGCCACGUCCACGUCCUGCUAAGGCGAUGGGCGGUCAUGGGAGGAAGUUUAAGCUUCCUGAAUUUCCAAUACCUGUGGAAAUUAGAGAGUUGAUGGAGAAUCAAUUAGUGCCUGAUGUUGUUUUGGAAGGUUUGACAAGGAAUAACUAUGGUGCUUUCUUUAGAACCUUGCUCAUAAUGGAAGAGUUACAUUUGGAGAAAGAAAUGAGGCGCCAUGACAUGAACUGUGUUAGCAUGAAAAGAAGAGGAUCUCAAAUGUUGGCACUCGAGGUCCCGGGGCUAGCCGAAAGGAGGCCUUCGCUUGUACAUGGCGAUCAUGUUCUGAUCUCUUCCGACAGCAAUGUGUAUAAGGGAUUCAUUUACCUUGUUGGUGCUGAUGAAGUGCUUCUGAAAUUUCCCAAUUAUGUUCAUACACAUCAUCAGAAUUGGAAUUUGUAUAAUGUUCGGUUCAUGUAUAACAGAGUGAAUGUAAGGAGAUUAUACCAUGCUGUUGAAUCAGCAGAGACUUUAGAAUCAGAUCUUCUAUUUCCAUCUCAAUCAAGAUUGAUAGAAACAGCCAAAUUCACGCCUUUUUCACGCGGUCUGAACGCUGAGCAGACACAUUCUGUGGAAAUGAUCUUGGCUUGUGAAGGUGUUCCGCCUUAUGUAAUCUAUGGGCCACCAGGUACUGGCAAAACUAUGACACUGGUCGAAGCGGUUUUACAAGUUUACGCAACGAGAAAGCAUAGUAGAAUUCUCGUGUGUGCCGCUUCUAACAGUGCUGCGGAUCAUAUACUACAGAAACUCAUAAGCUUUGAAAAUAUUGUAGAAGUUAAAGGAAAUGAGAUUUUUAGGCUCAACGCCUCGAGUCGUUCUUACGAGGAUGUUGAUCCUGAUCAUAUUCGUUUUUGCUAUUCUGAAGAGUUGAUUUUCAGAUGUCCUCCAAUUGAGGCCUUGAUGAGAUUUAGGAUCAUUAUCUGUACGUAUGUCAGUUCAUCUCUACUUUUUGCAGAAGGUCUUAAGCGCGGUCAUUUCUCUCAUAUCGUCUUGGACGAGGCCGGCCAAGCUUCUGAACCAGAGAGCAUGGUUCCGAUAUCUAGCUUCUGCCAGAGGGAAACCGUGGUUGUUCUAGCAGGCGAUCCGAAGCAACUUGGUCCGGUUGUGUUCUCGAAAGAUGCUGAUGGUUUUGGGCUAGGGAAGUCGUAUCUACAAAGAUUGUUUGAAUUCGAGAGUUAUCGUAAUGAAGAUGAAUGUUUUGUCACGAAAUUAGUGCAGAAUUAUCGAUGCCACCCUGCAAUUUUGCACCUCCCGUCGAAGCUUUUCUACAACGGAGAGUUGCUUGCGUGUAAAGAAUACGCCUCUGCGUCCGUUACUAAUAACUUGGAUAUUCUUCGGAACAAAGAAUUUCCUGUUGUUUUCGUCGGCAUUCAAGGCUGUGACGAGAGGGAAGGCAACAAUCCGUCAUGGUUUAAUCGAAUAGAAGCGAGCAAGGUUGUUGAGAUUAUACAGAAGCUGAGUAGUGAUGUCAAUGAGACAGAUAUUGGGGUAAUAACACCGUACAGGCAGCAAGUUUUAAAGAUUAAAAAGGCACUUGAAACUUGGGAAAUGUCAGAGGUGAAAAUUGGGAGUGUUGAACAAUUUCAAGGGCAAGAGAAAGAGGUCAUUAUUAUAUCUACUGUGAGAUCAACUGUUAAACACAAUGAGUUUGACAGAACUUACUCUCUGGGUUUCCUCAGCAACCCGAAAAGAUUCAAUGUCGCAAUUACUAGAGCUAAAUCUUUGCUUAUCAUUGUUGGCAAUCCGCAUAUCGUCUGCAAGGAUCCUUACUGGGAGGAGAUUUUGUGGUACUGUGUGGAUAAUAACUCCUACAAGGGAUGUCCUCUACCUGAAAGGCAGUACAAUGCAUCAUCAGACAAAGCUCCGAAACGAGGGAAAAAUUUCGAUUGCAAUUCAGAAGAUUCUUACUAUUCCGAUAUAGAGACGCCGGAGCAAGACGUUGACGAUGCCGAGUGGUAAGAUGGUCAAUAUUGAUCAGUAGUAGAUGUUAUCUAUCAGUUCAGUGUACGAUUUCUGUUUCUUUAAGUUUGUAGUAAAAAAAAUGAAGACAAGCUUUAAACUGCCCAAGUUUUACUGUAAUUUGUAGAAAACACUGGUGGAAUGUUUCCAUUAUUUCUACAUAUAUAUUGUUGGAAUGAGAAAGAAGAGUAGAUGUUCAAGUUUUAA
This is a messenger RNA of Mercurialis annua (annual mercury), 3075 nucleotides long. Its product is annotated as probable RNA helicase SDE3. The record is from RefSeq and is a predicted model, not a curated record. The transcript has 4 exons. Lineage: Eukaryota; Viridiplantae; Streptophyta; Magnoliopsida; Malpighiales; Euphorbiaceae. Gene Ontology annotation, molecular function: RNA binding; 5'-3' RNA helicase activity. The coding region runs from base 283 to 2868 and encodes 861 amino acids.